Messenger RNA from Ectocarpus siliculosus, 475 nucleotides. NCBI's taxonomy places the organism in Eukaryota, Phaeophyceae, Ectocarpales, Ectocarpaceae. The record is from the annotation of a GenBank genome assembly.
AUGCUACCUUCCGAGGCGCAGACUCCCGCAACACUACCCGGCCCUGGCCACGGCGGAAACGCAAACCAAUGCCCCGAGGGACAAAGGAGAAGCGGAACCGCCAGACACUGGUUUCCUUCGCUUCCCUUUCAGCAAUUUCAGGCACUCUUUAACUCUCUUUUCAAAGUUCUUUGCAUCUUUCCCUCACGGUACUUGUUCGCUAUCGGUCUCCCACCCGUGUUUAGCUUUAGAUGGAAUUUACCACCCGCUUUGAGCUGCAAUCCCAAGCAACUCGACUCGUAGAAAACGGACCGUACGCGUGGAAAACGGGGGCAAGAACGGGAUUGUCACCCUCCUUGAUGCUCUUUUCCAAGAGACUUCGCCCCCGUCUCCAGCUGGUCACGCCUCUCCAGACUACAAUUCGGACCGAAGUCAGAUUUACAACGUGAGCUCUUCCCGCUUCACUCGCCGUUACUGGGGGAAUCCUGGUUAGUUU